GCAUGUGGAUGUCGUCAUCACCGUGUGGCUGACAGGUCCUCAAGCCACACGUUUUGCCGCUGAAUUUAAUGUUUUCGGGACAAUCUUACUCGGCUUAUCUGAUCCCAGAAGAUGUCUUCACUCCUCAAGGUGGACAAUGAAAUCAAAACCAAGGUCGAUGCUUUCAGGGAACGAAUCACGGCAGAGGCAGAGGAUCUAGUCGCAAAUUUCUUCCCCAAGAAGUUACUGGAGCUGGAUCACUUUCUCAAGGACCCGAGCAUCAACAUCAGCGAGCUGAAGGAGAUCCACUCGGAGAUCCACCUGACGGUUCCGGAUCCCAUCCUGCUGUCCAGCCUCCAUGACGGUCUGGAAGCGCAAAACGCCAAGAAGAGGAAGCUGGACGACGCGGGCGGAGACGACGCGGUGACGGGAACCAAGGUGUUCGUCAUGCCGGGCGGGAUGAUGAAGAGCAACGGGAACCUGGUGGAGCUGAUCGAGAGGGUGAAGCCCGAGAUCCGGACGCUGAUCGAGAAGUGCAACACGGUGAAGAUGUGGGUCCAGCUCCUCAUCCCCAGGAUAGAGGACGGGAACAACUUCGGCGUGUCCAUCCAGGAGGAGACGGUGGCUGAGCUGAGGACGGUGGAGGGAGAGGCCGCCUCCUACCUGGACCAGAUCUCCAGAUACUACAUCACCAGAGCCAAGCUGGUCUCCAAAAUAGCCAAGUACCCUCAUGUGGAGGACUACCGGCGCACCGUCACCGAGAUCGACGAGAAGGAGUACAUCAGCCUGAAGAUCAUCGUGUCCGAGCUCAGGAACCAAUACGUCACGCUACACGACAUGAUCCUGAAGAACAUUGAGAAGAUCAAGAGGCCUCGGAGCAGCAACACAGACGCCCUGUACUGAUGCACACGCACACACACACACACACACAUGCACACACACACGCACACACACACACUGGACAAGCCCCGCCCUCAUCUGCAGGACAACAACUCGACAUUCAUCGUCUUAUAAUACAAUCAACUCCGCAACAUUAGCCUCCACACACACACACACACACACACACACACACACACACACACACACACACACACAGCCCUCUGUUUCAAUUGUAAAGUAUUUUUUUGUUUUAAAGCCGUUUGACUUUUCUCUGGAGUGCAGCCGGAUAGAAAAUAGAAUCGAUGUAUUUUUUAAUUUUAAUUAAACAUUUUGUCCUCAC
This is a messenger RNA of Salarias fasciatus (jewelled blenny), 1198 nucleotides long. RefSeq names its product proteasome activator subunit 3 (gene psme3). Gene Ontology annotation, cellular component: nucleoplasm; cytoplasm; proteasome activator complex. The record is from RefSeq and is a predicted model, not a curated record. NCBI's taxonomy places the organism in Eukaryota, Metazoa, Chordata, Actinopteri, Blenniiformes, Blenniidae. Gene Ontology annotation, molecular function: endopeptidase activator activity. Gene Ontology annotation, biological process: positive regulation of endopeptidase activity; regulation of G1/S transition of mitotic cell cycle; regulation of proteasomal protein catabolic process.